CUAAUUUGAAACAUGGCAAAAAAAUGUUACACAACUGUAAUAUUUUACUUUGUGGCACAAUUAAUUCACAUAUUUGAGAAAUCUAUCUUUUCCCGAAAUUAUUCAAACCCACUCGCAGAAAUGAAGCAACGAUACAUUUUGCCACGGGUCACGGCUAUAAAGAAGCAUGCUGAAAAUUAAACAAGCUGAAAAGUUUGACCAUCUAGCUCAAUAUUUGCUCUGAUUUUUUUAAUUCUGAGUAUAUAAGAGCGGUUCUACCAGACAGACUGGCACUCCAAAGUGGUACACAUUCCACCGAGCAUCAUUUCAACAUGAACUCCAAACUGUUGCUCCUUUUAAUGCUGGUUUGCCUGGUGGCCGCUGACGUCAGUGAACUGCGCCGGAAACCGUCGUCGAAAACGAUCCAACGGAAACCCUUCCGAUCCCCAGUCCCGCUGCGCAAGUUGCAAGCCCGCAACACCGAUCCAGCUCACGUGGCGGAACUGUUUGGCGAAGAGUUGCUCGCGGAAGAUAUCGAUGAACCAGAACCAACCGGCUUCCAGCUGACCGCUGAUCACCAGGACUUCCAGGCCCCGUACCACUAUGAGAAACCAACCGUUGAAAAUGACUAUUUGCCUCCGGUGGUGGUACCGAAGGAACAACCUGCCGACGAUUACCUGCCACCGUUCCCGGCAGGGGACAACGUGGCCAAACGCCAUGUUAAGCUACGGGGAAGAAUCUAAGUUGAACACUGUGGCGCGGUAGGCGCGUAGGAAAAUACACAUUUAGGAGCUCAUUGGAAUGAUCUGUGGUGAACCGAAAA
Molecule: messenger RNA, 802 nt
Organism: Culex quinquefasciatus (southern house mosquito)
Lineage: Eukaryota; Metazoa; Arthropoda; Insecta; Diptera; Culicidae
Exons: 2
Coding region: 312-722 (136 amino acids)
Source: RefSeq, a predicted model, not a curated record